Messenger RNA from Adineta ricciae, 756 nucleotides. Lineage: Eukaryota; Metazoa; Rotifera; Eurotatoria; Adinetida; Adinetidae. The record is from the annotation of a GenBank genome assembly.
AUGAGACAUGGACGAAUGCGCGCAUUUUAUCAUGUUCCCGUCAAGCAACAGCCGCUAUUCAUAACCUUCGUCUAUUCAACUGAAAUCUUUUUCUCAAUCCAAAUGAACGUCGUUCGAUCUGCGGGUAGUGGUGGUCGACGAAGUAGUCUCAAAUUUCAGAACGAAAACCCUUCCGCUAAACAACUUGUCAGAAGGCCAACAUGUACCAUAGCUGAACUAAUGGGCAAAACGAAGUUUUCCAAGGACGAAAUCUGUCACUUAUAUCGAACAUUUAAGCAAGAUUGUCCAUCAGGAGAAGUAACCAAAGCACAUUUUGCAUCAGUCUUUGCAACGUUAUUUCCCAGUGGUGAAUGCUUUCGUUAUUCCGUGUUUCUUUUCCGUAAUAUCGAUCGGACCAAUAGCGGCUUCAUUCGAUUCGAAGAUCUGCUCGUCACACUUUCGCUCUUGGUUCACGGUUCAAUUGAAGAACGCAUCGGCUGGAUAUUCGAUCUGUAUGAUUUGAAUAAAGAUGGAAUGCUGACACGAUUGGAGCUACUUCAAAUGGUUGCAGCUAUUUUCCAGCUAAUUGUGCCUGUUUGUAAACUGAAUUUCACAUCGAUUACAAGUGCUAUCGAAGAACGAACCAAUCAAUUAUUUGAAAUUUGGGAUAUGCAUGGCGAUGGUCAUGUAUAUAAAGAAGAUUUUCUCCGCUAUUGCUUGCAGAAUGAAACUAUCCGAAAGUCGAUGGAAAUGCUGAAAUCGAACAUAUGUUCUUAA